Heteronotia binoei (common prickly gecko) is the source of this 426-nucleotide messenger RNA. RefSeq names its product transcription factor E2F4-like. Gene Ontology annotation, cellular component: RNA polymerase II transcription regulator complex. The record is from RefSeq and is a predicted model, not a curated record. Lineage: Eukaryota; Metazoa; Chordata; Lepidosauria; Squamata; Gekkonidae. Bases 1 to 426 code for a protein of 141 amino acids. Gene Ontology annotation, molecular function: DNA-binding transcription factor activity, RNA polymerase II-specific; RNA polymerase II cis-regulatory region sequence-specific DNA binding. The transcript has a single exon. Gene Ontology annotation, biological process: regulation of transcription by RNA polymerase II.
AUGGUGGAGUUUGGGCUGCCACCACCAGGCAGCAGCCCCACCCAGCACAAGAAGAGCCUGGGGCUCCUCACCACUAAGUUCGUGUCGCUGCUGCAGGAAGCCAAGGAUGGUGUGCUCAACCUCAAGCGGGCAGCAGACACUCUGGCAGUGCAGCAGAAGAGGUGCGUCUAUGAUAUCACAAACGUCCUGGAGUUUAGACUGAUUGAGAAGUCAUCCAAGAACAGUAUUCAGUGGAAAGGCGUGAGCUCUGGCUGCAACACCUGCAAGAUUGCCCACAAUCUGAUCGAGCUGAAGGCUGAGAUCGAGGAUCUGGAGCAGCGGGAGCAGCAGAGCAUUCAAAACGUUUCUGACGAUGUCCAAAGUAACUGGUUCACCUAUGCAAUGGAUGAGGACCUCUGCAAAUGCUUUGCAGGAGCACGCUGCUAG